Messenger RNA from Mercenaria mercenaria, 1260 nucleotides. RefSeq names its product growth hormone secretagogue receptor type 1-like. Gene Ontology annotation, biological process: neuropeptide signaling pathway. The transcript has a single exon. The coding region runs from base 1 to 1260 and encodes 419 amino acids. Gene Ontology annotation, molecular function: G protein-coupled peptide receptor activity. Gene Ontology annotation, cellular component: membrane. NCBI's taxonomy places the organism in Eukaryota, Metazoa, Mollusca, Bivalvia, Venerida, Veneridae. The record is from RefSeq and is a predicted model, not a curated record.
AUGGAUUCUCCAGAUAAAAAUACGAAGCUUCUUGAAGACCUUAAUGAUCAGAAGAUAUGGGAAUACGCUCCGGCUAUUGCAUACUCCGCAUCUGUGAUGAUACUAGGAAUCUUUGGAAAUAUCUUCUCCAUUGUAUACUACGGAUUUAAAUCCCCUAAAACUACUACCAAUAACUUGAUAACGGCUUUGGCCAUAACUGAUUCUGUUACGUGUAUCGUUUUCUGUGAUGAAAUAAUUGAAUUGUGUUUUACAAUCACCUUUAAGAAUGUCAUCGGAUGUAAGUUGAUGUAUUUUACAAAUCACUCAUUGGUGGUAGGGUCUUCAUUCAUUUUGGCUUUGAUAUGUGUAGACCGAUUCCGAAAGAUCUGCCGUCGGCAAUCGUGGCAGUUGACUGUAACAACAGCAAGAAUAUGCAUUGGAGUAUUGUCAUUUCUGGCGUUUCUCCUGUCGAUUAGGGAUUUUGUUAUUUUAGACGUUGUGCAGGUAAACCUUACUCUUCCUAUGCUGAACAGAUCGAUAACUGGUUACUACUGCACACACACAAGGGAAAGGGAUAGGAAAACGAUCGUAACUGCAUUUCAGUUGCUCGAUUUAUCAACAUUCAUUAUUGUACUUUCAACAGUGACUGUCUUGUACUCAUUUGUGGCCAGAGAGCUUUGGAUUCAAAGGAAACGGAAAGAAAGUCACAUGCUCUCGGUACAAGUCAAGUCAAGCGUUCCUGAAUCUGAAUCAGCUGAUGUAAAAUGUUUUCCUAAUGUAUUAAUAGACAAAACCAUUUCCUCUGCUCAAGAUAAAAUUGCUGACUCAAAUUAUUCACAUUCAGACACGAACGCUGACAUUAAGAUACCACAAUUAGUUUCCAGCACAUUAUCAGAAAGGAAAGAGAUAUACAACAUUGCAAUAUUUGAAACCUAUAACAAAUCAUGCGAGGCCACAAAUAGAACAGAAAAUAUCAAAGAGCACAAGGAACGUAAUUCAAAAAGAAAACAUGCUUAUGCAAUCGAAAGAAAGAUAGCAGUUAUGAUGAUUGUUAUUACAGCGGCAAGUUUUUUAAGUUUUGUACCUUACUUUAUUGUGAGCCUUGGAUUGAAACGAAAAUCAAACACACCCGAGCAAGAAUUCAGUGUCGGUGUACAGAUUGCAUUACGGUCGUUCAUGCUUAACAAUGCUGUAAAUCCUUACAUCAUGGGGUUAUUCAACACACAGUUUAGGUGCUUUGUAAAAGAUAGCCUUAGUAAAUGUCAGUGUUUAAGGAAGUAG